This is a messenger RNA of Striga asiatica, 1910 nucleotides long. NCBI's taxonomy places the organism in Eukaryota, Viridiplantae, Streptophyta, Magnoliopsida, Lamiales, Orobanchaceae. The record is from the annotation of a GenBank genome assembly.
AAAUUUNAAAACCAGAUUCUAGCAAAAAAUGCCCGACAACCAGCCCCCACCGCGUGAGCCUCCGGCGCCGACGGUCUCGCUGCCAUCGAGAAGCUCGGUAGAGAGCCUGUUUAUGGGCGGGCCGGUGAUCAGCCCGGGCCCGAUGACCCUGGUCUCGAGCUUCUUCGCCGAUAAUGACCCCGGAGGCGAUUGCCGCUCCUUCUCUCAGCUUCUCGCCGGCGCCUCGUCGUCUCCCGCCGUGGCGCCUAGCAUCGGGCAGGAUUUUGAGUUUCAGCAGAGUAUGCCGGCGGGGUUGGUGGUGUCUCAGCCGCAGGGGAUAUUCGCGAUUUCGCCGGGGCUGAGUCCGGCUAGCUUUCUCGACUCGCCAGGGUUUUUCCCAUCAAAUUCGCAGGUGAAAAUGAAGUUGAAAAAUAAAGAGGUUCCUCCUAAGGUUUGUGACAAAAUGAAGCAAUUUGGACGACAAAGCUGUGAACAGGGAAAAUGGCAUGAACUUUCAUGUGAUUCAGCUUAUGUGAACCUAUUAGCAACAUACUUGUUUGGGUCAGUUUCUCUAGUUAUGGGUCAGCUAGGAAUAGCACAUCAACAAUUCCUUGCUCAAGUGAAUGCUCAGGCGCAACAACGGCUCAUGCACUCCGAAUAUCCAGCUUUGCAACAGAACAUGCCUCUCCCGAACCCAAACUCAGACCGUAAAACAAAUAAUGAGCCCAACAAAAUAUCUCAAUCUGAUCAGCAGAAAUCCCAACUUUCCAACUUAAAUGUCGAUAAACCAGCUGAGGAUGGAUACAACUGGAGGAAAUACGGGCAAAAGCAGGUGAAAGGGGCUGAAUAUCCCAGGAGCUAUUAUAAAUGCACUCAUCCUAGUUGUCCUGUCAAGAAGAAAGUCGAGCGGUCUCAGGAUGCUCAGAUAACGGAGAUUAUAUACAAGGGUCAGCAUAACCAUCCCCCGCCAAGUAAGCGUGCAAAGGAUAACUCUGAAUCUGAGGGUCAGACAGGAAAUGUAAACGGGGCUAAUAAAGAUCAAGAACCUAGUCAAGUUACACCCGACCAUGUGUCUGGAUCAAGUGAUAGCGAAGAAGUUGGCAAUGAUGAAACUGGAAUAAAUGGAAGAGACGAGGAUGAGCCCAACUCGAAAAGAAGGAAUAUUGAGCUUCAGCCUUUGGAGCAAGCAUCAACACACCGAAUUGUUACAGAGCCUAGGAUCAUUGUCCAGACAACGAGUGAAGUCGACCUCUUGGAUGAUGGUUACAGGUGGCGGAAAUAUGGUCAGAAGGUGGUCAAAGGGAAUCCUUACCCAAGAAGCUAUUACAAGUGCACCAGCCCAGGCUGCAACGUUCGGAAGCACGUGGAAAGAGCCCCGAGCGAACCAAAGGCUGUCAUUACAACAUAUGAAGGGAAGCACAAUCAUGAUGUCCCUGCAGCUAAGUCCAGCAGCCAUAGCUCCACUCUUUCCACUUCUUCACAGUUGAGAUUGAGACCUCCCAACACAAUACCUAAUACACAAAUGGGAAAUAUGAGAAUGGAUUUUAGGAACAAUGAGCAGCAGCAGCCUCCUGUAGCAUUUCUCCGUUUUAAGGAAGAACAGAUUACAUGAAUUUCUGCAGGUAAAACAUGGAACACCUUAAGCUAUUUCCUAUAAUAUUUAUUUGAUGUAAUAAAUAAUAUGAAAGAUAGGAAAUAGGAUAUACGUGGUAUAUACAUUUCACAGUUGAAUAUAGAACCAAUGAGUUCGGAUAGGGGUGUUUUGUUUGUUUAUUUAUUUAUAUUUUUUUCUGAUGGAUAUGAUGCUUGUAUGAUUAUGUGAAUUCUUUUGAUCUGUAAUUAUUUUGUACUGAUAUUGUCUGAUUGUGAAAUAUUUGUAUUUAAAAUUCAAAGACGUGCAAGUGUUCUAAGUUGAAGUGAGAUUGUGCUAA